AUGGCCGACACGACCGCCGACACGCCCGUAUUGUUUGAGGACACCUCCGCGCCGGCGCCCCCCACCGAGACAGCGCUGGCGACGACCAACAGCGACGGCACCGUCCAAAAAGUACGCAAAACCAAAAUCAUCAAGCGCAAGAGGCGACCCGCGCGUCCUCAGCAAGACCCUUCCACCUUCAAAAACGAGCCACCGCCCCAGACUGGCACAAUCUUCAAUAUCUGGUACAAUAAGUGGUCGGGCGGAGAUCGCGAGGAUGCCGCCUCCUCCAAACACCAAGCCAAAGGCCGCUGUGACAUUGCACGAGACAGCGGAUACACGCGCGCCGACAAGGUUCCGGGCAGUUAUUUCUGUCUGUUCUUCGCUCGCGGACUAUGCCCGAAAGGAUCAGACUGCGAAUACCUACACCGGCUCCCCAACAGCAGAAUCGGCAAAGAGGGCGGCUUGGGCGAUAUCUUCCCUUCAAAUGUGGAUUGCUUUGGACGGGAUAAGUUUAGUGAUUACAGAGAUGACAUGGGUGGUGUGGGAUCUUUCAUGCGCGUGAACAGGACGCUGUAUAUUGGACGGAUACACGUGACGGAUGAUAUUGAGGAGGUGGUGGCGAGACAUUUCUCGGAAUGGGGACAGGUGGAGAGGACACGAGUGCUGCCGAGUCGCGGUGUUGCUUUUGUGACGUAUGUGCAUUUGGCGAACAGCGAGUUUGCGAAGGAGGCCAUGGCGCAUCAGAGUCUGGACAGUGAUGAGACACUGAAUGUCAGGUGGGCGACGGUGGAUCCCAACCCCGUUGCGCAGAAGCGAGAGGUGAGGAGGAUUGAGGAGCAGGCGGCCGAGGCGAUCCGUAGAGCGCUUCCUGCGAGCUAUGUUGCUGAGCUGGAGGGACGAAAGUACGAAGGUGCGGAUCCCGAGGAAGAAAGGAAGCGGAGGAAGAUUGAGGGCGGCUUUGGAUUGCAAGGAUACAAUGCCCCAGAUGAUGUCUGGUAUGCCGCGGAAAAGGCCCGCAUCGAGGGCGGAGGGGAACGUAAGAUGCUGGAAAAUGCUGGAGGAGGGGAUACCGAACCCACUACCGACACUGAAGAAGAGGCACUGCAAUUGAGUCACUUCAAGCAGGCGCAAGAACAGCAGAAUGGUGGCAUUCUAGGUGCAUCUACGCUCGCGGCAUUGAAAGGCUUUACGGCAGGUCCUUCUGCGGAUAGCAAAGCAGAUAAGCCGUCUGGUCCACUGGUGGGAUAUGGCAGCGACAGCGAUGACGAUUGA
Molecule: messenger RNA, 1254 nt
Organism: Ramularia collo-cygni
Lineage: Eukaryota; Fungi; Ascomycota; Dothideomycetes; Mycosphaerellales; Mycosphaerellaceae
Product: probable pre-mRNA-splicing factor cwc2
Exons: 1
Coding region: 1-1254 (417 amino acids)
Cellular component (GO): U2-type catalytic step 2 spliceosome; Prp19 complex; U2-type catalytic step 1 spliceosome
Molecular function (GO): U6 snRNA binding; metal ion binding; pre-mRNA binding
Source: RefSeq, a predicted model, not a curated record